Messenger RNA from Medioppia subpectinata, 2118 nucleotides. The record is from the annotation of a GenBank genome assembly. Lineage: Eukaryota; Metazoa; Arthropoda; Arachnida; Sarcoptiformes; Oppiidae.
UCGGAUCCCAGAAGUGAUCACAAGUCUAAUAAUGGCAAUAAAGGCGCCAAUAAUAGCAAUGGCAAGAAACCAGACAUCAAAGUCUACGUUCCGCCCAAACCCGCGGCAAAUGUGGGCCAAUCGGGGCCGCAGUCGACGCCACCGGUGGUCACCGCCAGCACUACCACAACCUCCGCCACUGCCGUAACCGCUGCAUCCGCUCCGCCGGAUAAGACACCCGCCAUUGAUAGGCCUGUGGCCGCCACAAGCACUCCGGCCAACACUCCCUCCGAUAAUGUCCUAAAGAUAGCACGAGUGAUACGAAAUAGUGUCCAAAACAGUGAUAACAGUAGUAAUCAUAAUAACCGACGACAACAACAGGCAAACAGUAAACCAGCAAAUACUCGGCAAAAGUCUGAACGAAAUGAUAGACAACAACAACAACAGGAGAAGAGCGGCGAUCGGCACGAGAAGGCCUCCAGAUAUGACAAAAGGCAAAGAUAUCCAAAUACUGGCGACAGGAGUGAUAGGUCUGACCGAUCGGACGCCAGAGGACACGACAGGAGUGACCGGCAGUCGCAGCCGACAUCCAGACCGCCGCCCAAAAGCGCCGCUAAUGACCGGCAUUACGACGAGAACACGAUUAACGCAACCAAUUAUGAACUGAAUAAAAGGCAAAGCAAUGAAUUGACCGACAAUUAUGUACAUAAAGAGGACAAACACCACAGACAGGACAGGAGACCAAAACCACAGACACAACAACAACAUCAGGAGCGCCACAAUGAGCCCAAUCUGGACCGCAAUCCACCCGAAAGGCACAAACUGGACAAAUACGAAGACUACGAGGACUACUAUAACGUGGAGUUCGAGCCGAAUCGGGCCCCGAAAGGCGACCAUCGAAGCGGUAAUCAUCGGUUUAACUCCAACAACAGUCACAACACGAAUGCCGGCCAACGGACAGGCGGUCCGACACAACCGGGCGGUGAAGUGUCCGCCGCCGGAGGCCACCAUCGAAACGAUGCCAAUUACAGAUCAAACAAUGAGAGUAAACCGUUUCGGCCGCCGAAACAGCACCAGAUGGAGGCCACGCCGUCGUCGGCCACUACCGCCGCCGCGCCGACAGCUUCGGGUCCUAAACGCAACUUUGGGCCAAACAAAUCGCAACACAACCACCGAUACGUGAAGACUUUCGAGCAACAGAUUCCGCCCCGUUUUCUCAAACAACAACAAUUGAAAAAACAAAACGAAAUGUCUGAACACAACCAACAAAUGCAUUACGAAAGUCAACGGCGAGAUUCGCUCCGAGAGUUACCACCGGCGGCGGCGGCCGCGCAGAUGGCGCCCGACGCGACCGAAUCGGCACCGCAUCGGGGGCUCAUCCGGUUGCCUAACAAUCAGGUGUCGGCCAACGAUUGGACGCAACAAUCGCCGCCACAACAGCAGCCAAACGCCGGCCACAGCGGUGGCCAUCACAUGACGCGACAGCCGGUCAACGCCAGUAAGCCGUGCGUUGCCAUACGUCCGACACAACACGUGCCGACUGCGGACAACAACCCUCACCUGCAGUACACGCCGUCGUCGUCGCCGGACACGAACUCGUCGGCAACGGUCGACAAUUACCAACAACUGUCGCCGUACUUGAGGUCACGGGACGAGUACGCGAUACCGCACUUUAUGUCCGCCGCGUCGGUGGAGAAUGCGGACAAUUCGCGCCGCAAACUGAAGCCAAUCAUCGAGAAGAGUCUGUCGGAGGCCACCUCUGCGGAGAACGACUUGUCCUACUGUCACGACCCGCAGAAAGUGGAACAAAUUCGGUACCGAAUCCAACUCCGCUACGAACACAUCAUACUGAACGACCUCCGGGUCUGCGCCGAGACCAACAUCGAGCAGAGACUGUGGAAAUCGGCUUUCUAUCAGUACAUCGAACAGUACAGACGACUCAUGGAACCGGUGCCACAGGCGGGCGCCGCCACCACCACAGCCGCCGCCGACGGCCAACAACAGCAACAACAACAACAACAGGCGGACCUCAAGACGUCGUUGCAUAAGAUCAUCGACGAGGCGUCGCUAUUCUUCGAGAACCUAUUGGUCAAAAUGCAAGAGACGUACGGCUUUGUGAUCGAGAAGCUGUUGGCCCAC